AACCUGAAGACGAGGCGUUUCCAGUCGCUGUCUAGGCUGCUGUACCUUCCCGACCGUCUUCUGGUGCCUUUCCCGUUGUUUGGAGUACGGACGAGGGGGAGAAAAACAACAACAACAACAACAACAAAUAAAAUAACCCAUGCAUAAUGGAAAUAGAGAACGUUCCUCAAACGAAGAUCAAAAGAUAACGAACGCGAGGAAUAUGACGACAAAUGGACGUUUUAACUGUCGGCAACAACGAAACGGAUGUUUGCCUGUCUAAAAAUGUGCGAGACCAUCGAGGAGACUUGCGGGCUCGGGAUGUCCCAUAUGACUGCGCCGAAACUCUGCAUUUGGUAAACGGUUUAAGUGCGUGCUUAGGAACAAAGGGGAAAAGUUUGAUGAGAUGUAUUUAUUUGGUUUAAUACAGCACACAUUUACUCAAUCAUGUUUCACAGUCUUCAUCUGGUAACAUUUGAUGCUUCCUGGUGGAAGGAAAUAAAGCAAUGAAGAUCAAUGCGUUGAGGUCUCCAAGACUAUUUUAAACUGAGAUUUAAACUGUGACUGUCAUUUUGUCGCCAUUCUAAAAUAUUUUUGACACUGUUUUGAGAAAUUGGUGAUGGUGGAUUCUCCAAAGCACAAAUAUUUUGUGUGUGUCUGUACUCUGAAGCCUAGACAGCAAUACAAGUGACUGAGAAUAAAGCAGAAAAUAUUCUGUUUAAAGAGGAGGAGAAAAGAAAACAUGGCAGUUGAAGGCCGAAUAACCAUUCUUGACGUUGGACUGUUUGCCAUGGUGGUUCUUCUUGGCCCUGUAGCUGCUGCUCAGAGUGAGCAGAGGGAGUGCGCUUAUGCAGAACAGCUGCAGGCUCUGGCAGAGCAGAUUGGUGGACGUGGAAAAGGGCAUGUCUUUCUUGAGAACUCAACCAUUCGCUGUAAUCAUGGAGGUCACUGUUUUGGACUCUGGGGGAAAAAAAAUAAUGAAAUUUUCUUAGUGAAGCAAGGUUGCUGGACAAAUCUAGGUGACUAUCAGGAAUGCUCUGACCGCUGCUUGGUGACCAACCCACCAUCAGUGGUCAAGAAUGGAACAUAUCGCUUCUGUUGCUGCAACAAAGACAUGUGCAACAUGAACUUUACUGAGGACUUCCCUCCCCCCUCCCCAACCACUGCACAGCCUCUCUAUUCUCGCCGGCUUUACAGAGAGGAAGCCAUUGUUGUCACACUAGCAACUGUCUCCAUGGUCACUGUCCUUGUUGUGCUGCUUUUUUUUGGGUAUCGCAUGCUAAGAGGACGUGGUAAACACUCUCUGCACAGCCUUGACGUUUUGGAGACGGUGUUUUCUCCUCCUUCUCUAGAUUUAGACAACCUCAAACUGCUGGAGCUAAUUGGCCGAGGCCGAUAUGGAACAGUGUAUCAUGGUUCACUGGAUGAGCGUUCUGUGGCGGUGAAAGUUUUCAACUCUGCUAACCGCCAGCAGUUUACUAAUGAGCGCAUGAUUUACCACCUCCUCCUGGACCACGAGAAUGUAGCACGCUUCUUAGAGAGCGAGGAACGUGUGGGCACGGAAGGCAGGACGGAGUAUCUUCUCUUGCUAGAGAUCUACCCUCAUGGCUCUCUGUGCACAUAUCUGAGUGGACGAACUGUGGACUGGCUGAGCUGCUGUCGUUUGGCUCUGUCUGUCACCAGAGGGUUGGCGUACCUGCACACAGAGACACAGAGAGGGGAUGCGUAUAAACCAGCCAUGUCCCACCGGGAUCUGAACAGCAGGAAUGUGCUUGUGAAGUCAGAUGGCUCGUGUGUGAUCAGUGAUUUUGGACUCUCCAUGAUUCUGACAGGAAAGAGACCACCCAGGGAUGGGGAAGAGGACAACAGUGCCAUCAGUGAGGUGGGUACAAUGCGGUACAUGGCCCCAGAGGUGCUGGAGGGGGCGGUGAAUCUGAGAGAUUGUGAGUCUGCGCUGAAGCAGGUGGAUGUUUAUGCACUGGGUCUGCUUUACUGGGAGACAUUCAUGCGUUGUGCCGACCUCUUCCCAGGUGAGACGGUUCCAGAAUUUCAGAUGGCAUUUCAGGCUGAGGUGGGCAAUCACCCUACCAUAGAGGACAUGCAGGCACUUGUGUCGCGAGAAAAAGAAAGACCCAAAUUUCCAGAAGCCUGGAAAGAGAAUAGCCUGACGGUGCAUUCUCUGAAAGAAACCAUGGAGGACUGCUGGGAUCAGGAUGCUGAAGCCCGACUCACGGCUCAGUGUGCGGAGGAGAGACUCACUGAACUGCUGCUCAUCUGGGACAGAGAAAAAUCAGUCAGUCCUGCUCUCAACCCCAGCAUUGCACUGUACAACCACAGGAACUUCUCUAUGGGACGGCUGACGCCUAAAGAGGGUUCUUGCCUCGAAAACUCAUCCACAAACACUGAAGACCAUGAGAGUUCCGCACUCAACAAUGACACCUCAGCAGGCCCAUCCUCAGUGGCAGCGUCAAAUCCUGCAGAGAAGAACAGGAACUGUAUUAACUACGAGUGGCAGCAGGCCCAAUCACGGCAGUCUGGCGUAGAGAGCUCCACCCCCACACCCAUCUCAGACACCUGCCCUGCCAACCAACCUCCACCAGAGGGCAAUAGUGGCCCUCUUUGUACUCUGCUGACUCAGGAGGACCUAGAAACAACAAAACUGGACCCAAGCGAAGUCCAGAAGAACCUACGGGAGAGCUCUGAUGAGAAUCUAAUGGAAUAUUCGCAGAAAAAGUUCUACCCUCCGGAAACAGCAAACUUGCACAGACCGCUCUACCCUCUCUUGAACAUGGCCGCUGAUGUUUCAGGGUCAGUGGGUUCCGGGCGCCAUGCCGACACCCCACCAACCAUCUUACCUAAGCAGCAAAACAUCCCUAAGAGACCAAGUAGCCUGAGCCUUCACGUUAAGCCCUCUGGAAAAACACCAACAUCCUCUUCUUCAUCACUGCGGAAGAAAUUUGGAAAUCUUGGCAAGUCCAAUCUGAAAAAAGUUGAGAUGGGCAUGGCCAAAGCCAGUGUGGUGAGCACAGCACAUGAGCCUCGGCUGAUUGUUGUUGCUAACAACGAAACUGUGGCAACAGCUAAUAAAUACGCAGCCGGAGCAGCACCUGAGUCAGCAGGAAGUGUGGCGUUGAGUUCAGAGGACUUGACCUUUAGCCUCUUGACGACUAGCCCUGAUGAGCAGGAGCCUCUACUGAGAAGAGAGGCGCGUCCUGACAACACAAACAACAACAACAGCAAUAACAACAACGGAGAGGGAGAUGGUGACAGAGAUACUGAGGGAGGAGGGGAAGGAGGAGAGAACAGUGAGAGUGUUGCUCCAACAGGGGAAGCUCCAUCCUCCUCUACCCUGGAGACUGUUGCACUGCCUGGUCCCUGUCCUGCUGCAGCCGUGGUUCCUUCACAGGCCCAGAGCACAGUCCAGACACAUAGAGAGGCCCUGCUCAGACAGAACCGGGUGCGCAGACCCGAAAGGCCCAACUCACUGGAUCUGUCCAUCACCACACUGCCAUUGUUAGGCAAGUCUGAUGGCAACAUGACAGAGGGAUCAGGAGAAAAAAUCAAGAAGCGAGUGAAGACUCCUUACGCUCUGAAGAAGUGGCGUCCUGCCAGCUGGGCCAUCACCACGGAAACAAUGGAUGCUGAGCUUAACAACAACAUUUGUCAUGGAGGGCUCGGUCAGAACCAGAAUCAGGGUCAGGCCGGUACCAGCAGAUCUAAAUCGGCCUCAGCAGUGUAUUUAGGAAAUCGAGGAGGAUCUUGCUUCUCCAAUGAUUGUGACUUUUGAACUUUAAACUUGAAAGACGGGUAAUGAGACAGGCUAAAAUCGAACUCAACAGCUCUGAAAAAAAAAAAAACUAUUUCUGAAGACUGUGGAGGCAGAUGUGGACAGGACCUUAUAAACUACAUGUCUUAAAGUUAACCCCAAUUAGUAAGAGUCUUAGUGGCUUACUUUACAGUGAAAAGAGCUAUGCAGCCAUCUUUAAGUUUAAUGUUAUCAAGUUCAACAUGGCUUCUUUUGAAGUACAUUUGUAUGUUUUUGUGUAAAUUAUGCAUCUUGUUUUGGUUGCACUUUUUCCUGCUACAAUUCACAAAUCAUACGUAUGGCCAUUUUGGAGAAUGGUCCGUAAUCUUAAACUAGUGUUAACACUUAAUCAUCACAGGGUUCCCACGGUCAUGCAAAACCUGAAAAUAUCAGGGAAUUUUAUAAUUGUGAUUUCUAGGCAUGGAAAAAUCAUGAAAAUUCAUGGAAAAAGAUUUUUGAAUUUCUAUUGUUGAUAUGACCUUUCUAGGUUUGCUCCGCUCUAAAAUAUUUUGGCUAGAAAUUGCUCUGAAUGAGUGCAAUCUCUAUAAAAUGAUUUUUAAAAAUCCAUAUCCAGUAAUCAGCUACUGGAAAAGUAAUGGAAAUUAAUUGGUCAAACUGUGUGGGAACCCUGUUUUCAGAGUAGAGGGCUACUCAUUAAUGUAAUUAUUUGAAUCUAAAUUAAAUACAUUAUGCCAUGACUCUCACAAAUUUGUCUAAAAGGUGACAAAGCUUACAUUUUUGGCCAUGCAGACCUGCAGAGUAUGUUUAUGUCCUUCUCAAAUAAUUUACCUGGAGUUUCCUUGAACUUUGAAAUGUAUGAGACCUAAUUUUACUGAAAUUCCUAUGUGACUCUGUGGGCAUAGCAUCUAAUAUUUGAAAAUAACAUUGUAUGUGCAAAACCUAUUCCUUUAAAGACAGAAGGCUUCCUCUUCUGAGUUCUUAGAGAAACCGAUAGACAUUUAAAAAAAGCAAAUUUAACAAAUUUUCAGUGUGUGACACAAAAUAUCUCUCAGCAUCAGGGAGACACUCAAGACAAUAUUUAGAAGUGGUGUGACCGCACACAGACUUGGCAACAUCUAAUUUGACCAGACACAGACCUCUCGCUCUCUGGGCAGUUUACAAGCAUUAUUCAGAAACAAGACAGAGCUGCACUGUAUCGAGUACACUAACUGUUCUAGAUCAUGUUAAAGGGAUAGUUUGUCCAAAAAUUAAAAAUUCGCUCAUCAUUUACUCACCCUCAUGCCAUUCCAGAUGUGGAUGAUUUUCUUUCUUCUGCAGGACACAAAUUAAGAUUUUUAGAAGAAUAUCUUCACUCUGUACAUCCAUACAAUGCAAGUGAAUUGGGUCCAACACUUUGAAACUUUGAAGCACACAAAGGCAGCAUAAAAGUACCCCAUAAAACUCCAGUGGUUUAAUCCAUGUCUUCUGAAGCAGUACAAUAGAUUUUGGGUGAGAACAGAUCAAAAUGUAGCAAAUUUUGACUGUACAUCUUGCUAUUGCAGUCUCUAGGCAUGAUCAUAAUUUCAAGCUCAAUUUAACUUCCUAGUAUUUGACGAAUGCACAGAGUGCUAGAUGGUGCUAGGAAGUGUAAUCCAGCUUGAAAUCAUGAUCGCCAAGGAGACUGCAGAUUUUAAGAUUUCUAGUGAAAAUGUAGUUACAUUUUGGUCUGUUCUCACCCAAACCCGAUUGGUUUGCUUCAGAAGACAUUAAUUAAACCACUGGAGUCUAAUGUUUUUUUUUUGUUUGUUUUUUUUUAUGCUGCCUUAUGUACUUUUUGGAGCUUCAGUGUUUUGGACCCCAUUCUCUUGCAUUGUAUAAACCUACAGAGCUGAAUUAUUGUUCUAAAAAUCUUUGUUUGUGUUCAGCAAAAGAAAGAAAGUCAAAUAUAUCUGGGAUGGCAUGAGGGUGACUAUCCCUUUAAAAUGUCUUACAUAAUAUGCUUUGGACCUACUUAUUAUUUGUUUGUUUUUCUACGUGUGUGAGGUAGUGUGCAUGAAUGCACAAGUUCAGUUAUCCUUGUGUUUGUUCCUGUGUCUUUGUGUCUUGUCUCUGGUUGUGUGAAAGGUUUUUGUGCUGCAUGUUUGUAUCUAUACCUGUGGGGAUGUGCAUCUUCAUAUGCACUUACCUGUUCCAAUCAUUUUAUGAUCAAGAGGUUAACAAACUGGCAAAGGCCAAAGGUCUAAUCAGCUUGAUCAUAGUUUUUUUUAAAAGCACAGCACACAAGAGCUGCAUUUUGUGCUAUGCACAAACACGUUUAGCAAGCAGCUCUGGUCUGAAAUGGAAAAUUAUUGUAUUGAUAAUCUGCUCUGUCUUGUAAGUGAUAAUUAAAUGGACACUGUCAUUUUCAUUGUUUAAACAGUGUCCCACAUUAUCCUCGCCUGAUCUGACCGUUGCAUGUUUUAAAUGCAUCUUAAAGAGCAAAACAUAUUUUCAGUCGAGACCCUAGCAUGUGUAUAUGCACAUGUGUGUAUGUGUUUGUGCAUGUAUGUGUGGGUGAGUGUUCAUAUGAUGUUAUUCUCCUGUUAAAACAAUCGUGGUAAUCAGUGUUGUGGUCAAUCAUUUUAUUACCCCCUUGCUGAGACCUUUUGAAAAUUGUGAUUUGUAUAAGAAGGUACAGACUGUGUAUUGUUAUUUGCAGAUUUAAAUUAAAUUAUGCUUUGCAUUUG
Myxocyprinus asiaticus (Chinese sucker) is the source of this 6450-nucleotide messenger RNA. RefSeq names its product bone morphogenetic protein receptor type-2-like. NCBI's taxonomy places the organism in Eukaryota, Metazoa, Chordata, Actinopteri, Cypriniformes, Catostomidae. Gene Ontology annotation, biological process: vasculature development; BMP signaling pathway; cellular response to growth factor stimulus. Gene Ontology annotation, cellular component: signaling receptor complex; plasma membrane. Gene Ontology annotation, molecular function: transforming growth factor beta receptor activity; ATP binding. Bases 722 to 3766 code for a protein of 1014 amino acids. The record is from RefSeq and is a predicted model, not a curated record. The transcript has 13 exons.